Monoraphidium neglectum is the source of this 1017-nucleotide messenger RNA. RefSeq names its product chlorophyll synthase. The record is from RefSeq and is a predicted model, not a curated record. The coding region runs from base 1 to 1017 and encodes 338 amino acids. The transcript is spliced from 8 exons. Lineage: Eukaryota; Viridiplantae; Chlorophyta; Chlorophyceae; Sphaeropleales; Selenastraceae. Gene Ontology annotation, cellular component: membrane. Gene Ontology annotation, molecular function: chlorophyll synthetase activity. Gene Ontology annotation, biological process: chlorophyll biosynthetic process.
AUGGCUAACCAGCUUAUGCGGCAGCAGGCCUCCAGCCUGACUGCCUCCAGCAGGAAUCCGUCGAUCAGCACUAGAUCGCUGCUGAGCAGGCCCGCUCUGCGCGCAGCGCCCGUGGCUCUCAAGGGCGCCGGUCGCGCACCGCGGGUGGUGUGUUCUGCACAGGAGACCGAGGAGAAGGCGGCGAGCGGCGAUGCGGGCGUGCGGCAGAUGCUGGGCAUGAAGGGCGCUUCAGAGGAGACUGACCUGUUCAAGAUUAGGGUGCAGCUUACUAAGCCCGUCACAUGGGUGCCCCUCAUCUGGGGCGUGGUGUGCGGCGCGGCGGCGAGCGGCAACUACGUCUGGAACGACCCCACAGACGUCGCGAAGCUGCUCACGUGCUGCAUGAUGAGCGGCCCGUUCCUGACCGGCUACACGCAGACCAUCAACGAUUACUACGACCGGGAGAUCGACGCCAUCAACGAGCCCUACAGGCCCAUCCCCUCAGGCAAGAUUACUGAGGAGCAGGUGGUGACUCAGUUCCUGGCGCUGCUGGCCGGCGGCCUGGGCACCGCCGCGCUGCUGGACGUGUGGGCCGGCCACGAGACGCCCAUCCUGUUUGGCCUGGCUGUGUUUGGCUCGUUCAUCUCUUACAUCUACAGCGCGCCGCCGCUGAAGCUGAAGCAGAGCGGCUGGGCAGGCAACUACGCCCUCGGCAGCAGCUACAUUGCCCUGCCCUGGUGGGCUGGUCAGGCGCUGUUCGGCACCCUGUCUGCUGACGUCAUGGUGCUGACCGUGCUCUACUCCCUGGCCGGCCUGGGCAUCGCCAUCGUCAACGACUUCAAGUCCAUCGAGGGCGACCGCGCGAUGGGCCUGCAGUCGCUGCCCGUGGCGUUUGGCGUGGACACCGCCAAGUGGAUCUGCGUGUCCACCAUCGACGUGACGCAGCUGGGGGUGGCGGCCUACCUGGCCUUUGGGCUGCACGAGACCACCUACGCCGCAGUGCUGCUCGGACUCAUCCUGCCGCAGGCUGUGCGCUGA